AUGAGUUCAUUUUCCUUGCCUUCAACAUUCUCUGCCCAAGAUUUGGGAACAACAGCCUUGCGAUACAAUCGCUCCGAUGACGAAGAUAAUUUUCGAUCAAAUAAUAAUGAAAUUAACAGACAAAAGUAUGAAGAUGAUGAUGAAUCAAGAAGUGAAAGUGGAGGAAGUGAAAUUAGCGAAGAUGAAUACGGAGGUGAUAUGAUGAGAAGAAAUGACAUGUAUCUUGGUCCUGAAGAUGAUGACGAAGAAAUUGCAAAUUUGGGGGUGUCAGCUUCAAUGGCAUCAUCAAUCAAAAAAAGAAAGCGAAGACUACGAAAAUUAAAGGAAAAACGGGAGAGUGAAAAGAAAGAAAGACUAAUUGCACAGCUUUCUAGUGCGGAUCAUCCUCAAUACGAAAGAUAUGAAUGCUUCAUUCGGAGUACAUUUAAACCUGUAGUGAAAAGAUUAAUUAGUGGAUCUUCCAAUGUCACUGCAAACAAGCAUGCAGAAAUUAUUAUUGCAGGUGUUGCCAAAGUUUUUGUGGGAGAAAUGGUAGAAUUGGCAAAAGCAAUACAGAAAGAAUGGGGAGACAAUUUGAAUACACCCAUCGAGCCUAAGCAUUUGCGUGAAGCAUACAGAAGAUACAGAGAAAGCCAAAACAGAAAAAAGAAGUAUGCAUUUCGAUAA
Messenger RNA from Naegleria fowleri, 666 nucleotides. RefSeq lists its product as uncharacterized. Gene Ontology annotation, cellular component: transcription factor TFIID complex; nucleus. Gene Ontology annotation, molecular function: transcription coactivator activity; protein heterodimerization activity. The coding region runs from base 1 to 666 and encodes 221 amino acids. Lineage: Eukaryota; Heterolobosea; Eutetramitea; Acrasida; Naegleriidae. The record is from RefSeq and is a predicted model, not a curated record. Gene Ontology annotation, biological process: transcription initiation at RNA polymerase II promoter; RNA polymerase II preinitiation complex assembly. The transcript has a single exon.